AUGUUCCGCUCUAUUGCGACGUUCCGCACCGCUUCUCUCGCCCCGCUCUGUUCGAUCAAUAUUCACACACGCGCGGCGCCCAGGUCCAGCCUGGUCCAUCCUUUCGUGCAUGCAUGCAUGCACGCACGGCGCGCGCGCGUCCUUGCCAGGCUCCCUCCUCCUCCAGCUCCCCCGUCCGUCCGCGCGCGCCGCACGAUCGCGUCGCCGCGUCAUCCGUCGCGCACACCAACCCUCGUCGAACCCAGCUGUGCGCUCGGCCUUGCAUGGGUGUGGGGCUGGUGGCCGGGCAGCGACGCGACGCGCCGCCGACGCACCGACGGGGCCCACGCGCCCCAGCUUGCCCCGCAGGACGCUCCCGUUCCCCCCCCCCCCUCUCUCCCUCCCCAGCUCUCUCGCGCGCGGGCGCGGUCGAUCCUCGGUGCGAUGCCGAGCAUUGCCGCGUUCCCCGCCCACCACGCGCCGCUCGACCCCUCAGCCUCUCAGCGCUCUAGCGUCCGCCCCGUCCCGCUCUUCCCUGUCGACCGCCCACUUCCGUUCAGUUUCAGUCCUGCAUUCCCGUUCCGUUUUAUUUUCGUCCUGCCCGUGUCCUGCCCGUGUCCACCCCUUCGUGCAUGCAUGCAUGCAUGCACGUACCGUGCGCGCGCGUCCUCGCCAGGCUCCCUCCUCCAGCUCCCCCAUCCGUCCGCACCCGCGCGCCGCACGAUCACGUCGCCGCGUCGUCCGUCGCGCACACCAACCCUCGUCGAACCCAGCUGCGCGCUCGGCCUUGCAUGGGGGUGGACCCGCCGCUCGCCGCCGCGCGCCGCCGACGACGGGAAUCGCGAUCGGAUGUGGGACCUUGUGGACCAUCGAGCGUUGCGCGUUGAUCGUUGCUUCUCCCGCCGUACAACCGAGCGGGAUAACUGCGAGACGACCAGGCAGCACCGCCCUGUGCGUGUGCGUGUGCGUGUGCGUGUGCGCGACGGCGACGGCGACGGCGACCAUCAGGCCAGCUCGUGGAUCUCCAGCGGACGCACGAGUCGGGCGUCGCGAGAUCUAGAGGGGCAGGCGAGCCAAGCGCGGUUCGGAGCACUGUGUCGCGGGAAGGUGCUCGCCUAUACAGUACAGUACAGUAACGGUGCUCGCCUUGGCUUCAUAAAUGGGGAUCUCGGAGCGGGAUCUGGGAUCGGGAUCUCGCGUAUCUGCGGAAAGGUAAGCGGUCGCCUCAGCGGCGGCCUGGCACUGGCACCGGCACUGGCACCGGUCUGCGCCGGCACUGGCACUGGCACUGGCACUGAUAUCGCACUGGCACUGAUAUUGCACCGCACUGCACCGCACCGCACUGCACCGCACUGCACCGCACUGCACCGCGGUGGUCUGACCGAGGCUCCGACGACGCUCAAGUACUCCGGGACCAUCGAUCAGCAGCGCGUGAUCAGACGAGGACGGCACUACACAUACGGCAUCAGGACGGCUCGCGCGGGACCACGAGGAUCGCACUCCUUCGCGACUCCCCGUCGUAUGCCCGCCCCGUCCGCGCAUGCCGACGAGCGAGGAGAGGUGCACGGACUCGCGAGCUUAGCAAGGGCAGAACCCGGGCGAGCUCAGGCACCGCUCGGGCUCGGGCUCGGGCACGGGGUGCUCGUGUACCGAUGCAUCGAUGGGGCACGCACGAUCCUCUCCAGACGCGAUUCGGAAAUGCAGGCUUGCCGGGCUCCCUCCGUCCAACUCCGUCCGCCCGUCGUUGUCGGGACCGAGGUCGCGUGCACGUCGGGGUUCGACCUAUAUCCAACGGCGGCGGGGCCUGUAGUCAGCAGGCUUGUCGAUCGACACAGGCCGGCCAGGACAGACGGACAGACCGGGACGGACACGGACAGACCCCCGUGGAAUUCGAACCUAGGACGACAGACCGACGACAGGAACCUUGGAGGCGCAGGGGCGGAGGUGUCGGAGCCGCGAAUCCAGGGGCGAGCCCCUCGAGCUCUGUCAAGAUCAGGCGUCGGGCACCUGGACAGCGAUCGAUCGCAGGGUUGCCUCUGCCAGCAUACUGCCAGCAUGUGCGGGCACGGUAUGGAAGGGUAUGGAGCGAUGGAGCGCACCGUGCGGCUGCGGGGCCGCUGCAGGAUCCUGGGAGGGCUUCGACGCCGCGCCGCGCCGCGCGCGUCGGGGAAGCCGGCAUUUUCGUGCGCGAAUACCAAGUCCUCCGUAUCCAGCCCCGGGCGUCGAGUUCGGGUGCAGCUAAUACCCGUCGCGCCACUAAUGCACCUUGCUGUUCGGCUUUCAGUCGAGGUCGAGUCCCGCCCGUAUCUGGGUGCAAGCCAGGUCUGCGAUCAAACUGUGGCGCUGUGUCAGAAAUAUAUUUUGAUCAGGCCAGCAUCACGCGCGGGCUCGUACCUCGAUGCUACGAGGCGAGGUACAGUACAGCAGGGGUACUAG
This is a messenger RNA of Heterobasidion irregulare TC 32-1, 2415 nucleotides long. RefSeq lists its product as uncharacterized. The transcript is spliced from 8 exons. Bases 1 to 2415 code for a protein of 804 amino acids. Lineage: Eukaryota; Fungi; Basidiomycota; Agaricomycetes; Russulales; Bondarzewiaceae. The record is from RefSeq and is a predicted model, not a curated record.